AUGGCAAGAGUCAUUUCAUUUUCUUCGGCUCUAUGUUGGUUCUUCUUCUUCUUCUUCUUCUCUUUCUCAUCUCUCCAAACCAUCUCCCAGCCUCGAGUUAAUCACUUGCUCACCUCUUGCAACAACCGAUCUGAAAAUUUCACAGAAGACAGUUCUUAUGAUACAAACCGUAGAUCCGCUCUCAAGUAUCUCCGGACCACUUCCUCCACCACACCACCCUAUCUCAGCGUCACGAAGGGUCUUAGCCCCGAUACAGUCUAUGGUAUGUACCAUUGUAGAGUAGACAUCACCAAAUCAACCUGUAGAAUCUGUGUCCGGAACGCAGUUACAGAAAUCUCUAGAAGCUGCACUUCUCAAAAAGAAGCUUUCGUGUUUUAUGAACAGUGUAUGGUUCGUUACUCGGAUUAUUCCUUCUUUGGACUCCAAGAACUACAAGGACCAAACGCCUUAUUACCCUCUACCAGUAAUUUUCCUAUUACGAGUCGGUUCGGAGAAAAACUUCCUGGUAAGAUGAACAAACUUAUCACAAGAGCAGCAUCGACGAUUUUGUGGCCGGAACCAUAUUUCGUGAUGGAUAAACAGCAUGUGAAUGAGUUUGGUAGCUCAUAUGCGGUAGACACAUUGGUCCAGUGUAGUCCUGAUCUUGAUCCAGGAAACUGCACCGUAUGCUUGAGACUUGCUGUCCAAGGAAUCUUGGACUGUUGCAGCCAGUCUCGUUCGGCUCUCAACUUCCUUCCUAAAUGUCUCGUCAGGUUUAACACAUCCUCUUUGCCACCGAACGACGUCGUCCCGAGUCUUGGUUUUAUAGAAGGAAACAAAAUAUUUGAGAGUACUUUUAUUGUUGUCAUAACAGCUUCGGCAUUAGCACUUGUAGGUCUAUGA
Messenger RNA from Eutrema salsugineum, 882 nucleotides. Its product is annotated as cysteine-rich repeat secretory protein 8. The coding region runs from base 1 to 882 and encodes 293 amino acids. The record is from RefSeq and is a predicted model, not a curated record. The transcript is spliced from 2 exons. Lineage: Eukaryota; Viridiplantae; Streptophyta; Magnoliopsida; Brassicales; Brassicaceae.